CCGGAAGUUCCUGCUCGCUGGGUUAUCCUGGUCACCUUUGUUGUAUCACACCGGAGCCGGAUUCUUUUCUUCUAAGCAGCGCUCGGGAGAAACCCUAGACGUACCGGGAAGAUGUUGUCGCUGUGCAGUACGGUGCAGCCGCAGGUCACAGUGCCUCUAAGUCACCUUAUCACAGCCUUCCACACCCCCAAAACCGCAGCUUACUUCCCCAGUUCUGCCUCUAUCCAGAGUCUUCAGCGAGAUGUGUGCCCUGACCAUGAAGCUCACAACUCAGAGCCUACAUUCAAUCUACGAGACCUGGGUUUGACUGAACUGCGAAUCAAGCAACUGGACAAGAUUUUUGAUCAGCUUCUUCCUGGAAUCCACACAGACAAAAAGAAACAUCCAGCCCACUGGCACACGUCUUAUGUUUCUUCCCAGUCCUUCUUUGAAAACAAGAAUGGUUUUUCCGGAAUUUUCAGUACACUGGGCUCAUGUUCCAUACUCAGGCAAAAGCCCAGCCCACUCAAACAAAUCUGCACUGAUCUCCAGUAUUGGCCAGUUUUUAUUCAGUCUCGUGGGUUUAAAACGCUGAAAGUAAAAACAAGGCGCAUGCAGUCAACCUCUGAAAGAAUUGCACAAAUGGAAAAAACUGCUCCGUCCUUUAUGAAGGGGUUUUUGUUGCGGGAUCGAUUACCAGAUGUGGACAACCUGGAUAAACUUGUUAAGAAUAAAAAUAUCCCAGAUGGACAUCAGGACGCAUUUAAGACAGGAUUUGCUGAAGGUUUCCUAAAAGCACAGGCCCUCACCCAGAGAACAAACGAUUCACUGAGGAGGACACGUCUGUUUCUGUUGGUUCUCCUAUUAAUUGGAAUAUACGGCUUGUCAAAGACUCCAUUUUUGUCAGUUCGCUUCAGGACAACAUCAGGUCUUGAUGCUUCAGUUGAUCCUGUCCACAUGAAAAAUGUCACUUUUGAACACGUCAAAGGGGCUGAAGAGGCUAAAAAUGAACUCCAGGAAGUUGUAGAUUUUUUGAAAAAUCCACAGAAAUUCACAGUUCUGGGAGGCAAACUUCCAAAAGGUAUUCUACUGGUUGGACCACCUGGAACUGGAAAGACCCUCCUCGCACGAGCUGUUGCAGGAGAGGCUGAUGUUCCUUUCUACUAUGCGUCAGGCUCUGAAUUUGAUGAGAUGUUUGUUGGCGUUGGAGCAAGUCGCAUUAGAAAUCUCUUUAGAGAAGCAAAAGCCAAUGCACCUUGUGUUAUAUUUAUUGAUGAGCUGGAUUCAGUCGGGGGCAAGAGAAUAGAAUCCCCCAUGCAUCCCUACUCGAGACAAACCAUUAACCAGCUUCUUGCAGAAAUGGAUGGCUUUAAACCCAAUGAAGGUGUUAUUAUCAUUGGAGCAACGAAUUUCCCAGAAGCCUUGGAUAAUGCUUUGAUACGACCUGGACGGUUUGAUAUGCAGGUCACAGUCCCCAGACCAGACGUGAAGGGUCGGACUGAAAUUUUGAAGUGGUACCUCAGUAAAAUCAAAUUUGAUGUGGCUAUUGACCCGGAGAUCAUUGCCCGUGGAACAGUAGGAUUUUCCGGAGCAGAACUGGAGAAUUUGGUCAACCAAGCUGCACUGAAGGCUGCAGUAGAUGAAAAAGACAUGGUGACUAUGAAGGAACUGGAGUUCGCCAAGGACAAAAUACUUAUGGGACCCGAAAGAAGAAGUGUAGAAAUAGACAGCAGAAACAAGACAAUCACUGCCUACCAUGAGUCCGGCCAUGCAAUUAUUGCGUACUACACAAAAGAUGCAAUGCCCAUCAACAAAGCAACAAUCAUGCCAAGAGGACCCACACUUGGACAUGUGUCCUUACUUCCCGAGAACGAUCGCUGGAGUGAGACCAGAUCUCAGCUUCUUGCUCAAAUGGAUGUAAGCAUGGGUGGAAGAGUGGCAGAAGAAAUCAUUUUUGGCACUGACCAAAUCACAACAGGUGCAUCCAGUGAUUUUGACGGUGCUACAAAAAUUGCUAAGCUGAUGGUAACUAGGUUUGGAAUGAGCGAAAAGCUUGGAGUUAUGACUUACUCUGAUAUGGGGAAAAUUAGUCCCGAAACACAAGCUUCAAUUGAACAAGAAGUCAGAACACUUCUAAAGGAUUCCUAUGAACGUGCUAAGAACCUCUUGAAAACCCACGCUAAGGAGCAUAAAAACUUGGCAGAAGCGCUACUGAUGUAUGAAACUUUGGAUGCUAAAGAUAUACAGAUGGUGCUAGAAGGAAAGAAACUGGAGAGCAGAUGAUAUUUCAUCCUCCCAGCGGUGUGUUCCAUCUCCCGGGGACUUUCAAUGUCAUUGUUUAAUCGUCACUGCAGCAAGUUUCAUUUUUUUUUAUCUCUUAUCUAUACUUUAAUAUAUGCCAAAAUAUCCAUUGCCUUGUUUUUGAUCGCUGUUUAUUCCCCUUGUUUAUUAUUCAAUUGCACUUAUGUUAAAAUAGGGAGACCAGAUUUCAACAGUGAUCUACUAAAGAAUAACUCGGGACAGAACGAGAUAGAACAUACCAAGUAAGAUGUAUAGGGUGCAGACGUCUUCACUUACACAUAGCAGGCUGGCUGCAGAUAGAUCUGUCCUGGGCUUUCAUUGUAUAUGCCCAGCCAUUCAUACGUUGCCUUAUAGUACGUAUAUGCUAGGUGCUUGCAUACAGCAUCCAUUAAAGUCUGUGGUCUGAUCUAGACUUCAGUAUAUUACAGCUUCUUGAGUUGAGCAGUGAUAGGAUGUUCCUCUGAAAUAAAUGCAUGUAAGAUGUGAAUAAAGUGUAUGUUGGUGGCAGA
Molecule: messenger RNA, 2789 nt
Organism: Xenopus laevis (African clawed frog)
Lineage: Eukaryota; Metazoa; Chordata; Amphibia; Anura; Pipidae
Gene: yme1l1.L
Product: YME1 like 1 ATPase L homeolog
Biological process (GO): mitochondrion organization; positive regulation of mitochondrial fusion; proteolysis
Cellular component (GO): mitochondrial inner membrane; membrane; mitochondrial membrane
Molecular function (GO): ATP hydrolysis activity; metalloendopeptidase activity; ATP-dependent peptidase activity
Source: RefSeq, marked provisional